Parascedosporium putredinis is the source of this 900-nucleotide messenger RNA. NCBI's taxonomy places the organism in Eukaryota, Fungi, Ascomycota, Sordariomycetes, Microascales, Microascaceae. The record is from the annotation of a GenBank genome assembly.
AUGGGCAAGAAGCGCGACAGAGACUCCCUCACCAAGGGAAACCCCAAGCGCGAUGCCGACGCCAUGGACGAGGACGGUUCCGAAGAAGAGGACUUCGACAUGGUCAACGUAGACUUUGAAUGGUUCAACUUCGACUCCACCAUCGACUUCCACGGCACCAAAUCCCUCCUCCGCCAGCUCCUCGACGUCGACAGCGCCCUCUUCGACAUCUCCGCCCUCGCCGACGUCGUGCUCGCCAACAACGCCGUCGGCUCCUCCGUCAAGGUCGACGGCCGCGAGACGGACCCCUACGCCCUCGUCACCGCCGUGCCCCUCCCCACCCGCCGCCCCGCGCCACCCUCCGUCACAGCCCCCGACGCCCCUUCUUUUACCGCCGUGCUCGAGGACCCCACCGCCGCCGUCGGCCUCGUCGUCAGCGAGCGCCUCAUCAACAUGCCCUCCGAGGUCGCCGGCCCCCUGUACACCAUGCUCCUCGACGAGCUCGACGACGCCGUCGAGGAAAAGGAACCUUACGACUUUACCCACUUCCUCCUUCCCUCCCGCGUCUACUCCGAGGUCCUGCCCGACCCGGACAAGCAAAAGGGAUCCGCUUCUUCUUCUUCCCGUGCCGCCGCUGCUUCGGCCUCGGCCUCGGAUGCCGUCUUUUACUUUCACCCCGAAGACGAGGUCCUGGCCCGCUUCGCGCAAGCUACCGCCUCGUACGACUUUACCCGCGAGGGCGAGGCCAACGCCGAUAGCAAGCGCGCCUUCCAGGACAUGGGCGUCAAGACCCGCGGCGUCGUCAUGCUCUUUGACAAGCAGGGCUUCAAGGCCGCCGUGGCUGCUGUCGCCGAGUUUUUGAGGGUGUGGUCUGUCGCGAAGGAGAGACCGAGAGACGAGGGAACCAUAGUCUUCGAAUAA